AUGGUUUUGAUCAUAUCAUUAUCGUUCUGGACUGCUAUGGUCGUGUGUUCGAAUAGGACAACUCAAAUUGUGCUCUUUUAUGGCCAUUUGGUGAUAAGACGACAAAGGUAUUUCACACUCAGAGUGCAACAUGGGAUUGAGCUCGAUGGGAUUAUUGUUGAAUUUUACGCUGUCAAUGUUUCAUCAAAUGAAUUUACCUUUGACAAAUCCGCCACCAAAAAUGGCAUGACUACCCCUAUUGCUAUUGAUGAAAAUGACGUGAAUAAUUGUUUUUCUAACAUUGAAAAUUAUGAGAAACUCACUAAGAAAUAA
Funneliformis geosporum is the source of this 312-nucleotide messenger RNA. The record is from the annotation of a GenBank genome assembly. NCBI's taxonomy places the organism in Eukaryota, Fungi, Glomeromycota, Glomeromycetes, Glomerales, Glomeraceae.